Messenger RNA from Penicillium arizonense, 1497 nucleotides. Its product is annotated as S8 family peptidase. The coding region runs from base 1 to 1497 and encodes 498 amino acids. The record is from RefSeq and is a predicted model, not a curated record. Gene Ontology annotation, molecular function: serine-type endopeptidase activity. Gene Ontology annotation, biological process: proteolysis. The transcript is spliced from 3 exons. Lineage: Eukaryota; Fungi; Ascomycota; Eurotiomycetes; Eurotiales; Aspergillaceae.
AUGAAAGGCUUCCUGAGCCUGACUUUGCUCCCGUUGCUGGCAGCGGCCACACCCGUAUCGGUGGGCUCCAUCCACAAUGACGCAGCUCCCAUCCUCUCCUCAUCAAACGCCGAGGACAUCCCUGACUCUUAUAUUGUCGUGUUUAAGAAGCACGUCAAUCAGAAGUCUGCUUCAGCUCACCACAGCUGGGUGCAGGACAUCCACACUGCUCAGAACGGUCGCAUGGAGCUGAAGAAGCGCUCCUUGUUUGACUUCGACUUCGAGGCUUUCAUGGGUCUCAAGCACACUUUCCACAUCGGUGGCGAGCUCACUGGAUAUGCUGGUCACUUCCAUGAGGAUGUCAUCGAGCAGGUCCGCCGGCAUCCAGAUGUUGAGUACAUUGAGAAGGACUCCGAGGUCCGCACCAUGGAUAGCCCUCAGACCGAGAAGAACGCCCCUUGGGGUUUGGCCCGUAUCUCUCACCGUGAGAGCCUCUCCUUUGGUACCUUCAACAAGUACCUCUACGCCGAGGACGGCGGUGAGGGUGUUGAUGCCUACGUGAUUGACACUGGCACCAACGUUGACCACACUGACUUCGAGGGCCGUGCUAACUGGGGCAAGACUGUCCCCCAGGGCGAUGCCGAUGAGGAUGGAAACGGCCACGGAACCCACUGCUCUGGUACCAUUGCCGGCAAGAAGUACGGUGUUGCCAAGAAGGCCAACGUCUACGCUGUCAAGGUUCUCCGCUCCAACGGCUCUGGCUCCAUGUCCGAUGUCGUCAAGGGCGUUGAGUGGGCUGCCGAGGCUCACAUCAAGAAGGCCAAGUCUGGUAACAAGAAAUUCAAGGGUAGCGUUGCCAACAUGUCACUUGGCGGUGGCAGCUCCCGUACUCUGGAUCUCGCUGUCAAUGCCGCCGUUGAUGCUGGUAUUCACUUCGCCGUAGCUGCCGGUAACGACAAUGCCGAUGCUUGCAACUACUCCCCCGCCGCUGCAGAGAAGGCCGUUACCGUCGGUGCCUCCACUCUUGCUGAUGAGCGUGCCUACUUCUCCAACUACGGCAAGUGCACUGACAUCUUCGCCCCCGGUCUGAACAUCCUUUCCACCUGGAUCGGCAGCAAGUACGCUACCAACACCAUCUCCGGUACCUCCAUGGCCUCCCCUCACAUUGCUGGUCUCCUGGCCUACUAUGUCUCCCUUGCUCCUGCCAAGGACUCGGCCUUCGCUGUUGCCGAUGUCACCCCCAAGCAGCUCAAGGACGCUCUCAUCAGCAUCGCCACCAAGGGCACCUUGACUGACAUUCCCUCUGACACCCCCAACCUUCUGGCCUGGAACGGUGGUGGUUCUUCCAACUACACCAAGAUCCUUGCCGAUGGUGGUUACAAGGCCGGCGUCAAUGUCGAGGACCGCAUCCACGAUGUUGAGGACCGUGUCCACAACAUCAUUGAGCAGGCUGAGAAGACCAUCCACAGGGAGAUGGGUGCUAUCUACAGCGAGAUCAAGGAUGCUGUUUCUGCAUAG